Molecule: messenger RNA, 3117 nt
Organism: Naumovozyma castellii
Lineage: Eukaryota; Fungi; Ascomycota; Saccharomycetes; Saccharomycetales; Saccharomycetaceae
Gene: GCV2
Product: glycine decarboxylase subunit P
Exons: 1
Coding region: 1-3117 (1038 amino acids)
Source: RefSeq, a predicted model, not a curated record
AUGUUAAGGUCGAAGGUUUUUGUUCAAUUGGUCAGAUCGACACGAACAUGGAGCUCAUCGGUACCCCACAUUAAAAGUAGGUUUGUGGUUAGGUCCUUUUCCACUUGUUUACCUAAAUUUAAUAUUCAAUGUGAUAUAUCUACCAAACAAUAUGGUAAGGUUUACGCUUCGGAUCCAUUGGAUGCGAGCCGUCCUUUAGAUACUUUUGCCAGACGUCAUCUCGGUCCUUCACCGGAUAAUGUUAAUCAGAUGCUUAAGAAAAUGGGGUACAAUGACCUUGAUUCAUUUAUUGGUUCAGUCAUACCACCAAAUGUCCUUAAGAUGAGACCUUUGAAAUUUAAAUCAUCUCCAAAGGGCGGUUUUACUGAACAUGAAAUGAUUGAGAAUCUUACUCAACUGGGUGAGAAGAAUAAGUAUAAAGUCAAGAAUCUUAUUGGAAAAGGUUAUUAUGGCACGCUUUUACCUCCUGUGAUACAAAGAAAUUUGUUAGAAAGUCCAGAAUGGUAUACCUCAUAUACGCCAUACCAACCUGAAAUAUCUCAAGGAAGAUUGGAAUCUUUGCUAAACUUCCAAACGGUAGUAUCUGACCUCACUGGCCUACCAAUUGCAAAUGCAUCAUUAUUAGAUGAAGGGACCGCUGCUGCUGAAGCCAUGUUAUUGGCAUUCCAUCUUUCCAAGAAAAAGAAAACAAAAUUUAUCAUCGAUGAUAACACACAUAGCCAAACCAAGAGUGUUUUAAGAACCAGGGCAAAUCCAUUUAAUAUCGAAUUAAUUGAAGUUGAUUGUACUAAAACAGAAAAAGUUCUCCCUUUAUUGGAACAAAAAGAUGUAGCAGGCUGUUUUGUUCAAUACCCUGGUACAGAUGGUUCUUUAAUUUCUGGCGAAAUUCUUCAGAAAUUAGCUGAUUCUGUUCAUUCUCAUAAAUCUCUCUUUAUAGUGGCUUCUGAUUUGAUGGCUUUAACUCUUUUAAAUCCACCUGCAAAAUAUGGGGCUGAUAUAGUUUUGGGAUCAACGCAAAGAUUUGGUGUACCAAUGGGAUAUGGUGGUCCUCAUGCUGCAUUCUUCAGUGUUACUGAUCCCUUGAAAAGAAAAAUACCUGGUAGAAUUGUAGGUGUUUCAAAAGAUAGAUUGGGUAACACAGCUUUACGAUUGGCGUUACAGACUAGAGAACAACAUAUUAAGAGAGAUAAAGCUACCUCAAAUAUUUGUACAGCUCAAGCUCUUCUAGCCAACGUUGCCUCCAAUUAUUGUGUCUAUCAUGGCCCAGAGGGGAUAAGAAAUAUUGCUAAAAGAAUUUAUGGGUUUACUACAGCCUUAGCAAAUAUUAUUAAAUCAGAUUUAUGUCCUCAUAGCUUAGUCAAUGAAACUUGGUUUGACACCUUAACAAUCUCUUUAUCCAGUGAGACAGCUUCUGCAGAGGUACUUCAGAGGGCAUUGAAUGAUUUUAAUAUGAAUCUAUUUAAAGUCGAUGAACAUACUAUAUCAUUAUCCUUCGAUGAAACCACAAGAGAGGCAGAUUUGCAAGCAUUACUCGCAUUAUUGACAGGGAAGGAAAAUGAAAUUGAAAUACCAAAUAAAUUGCCAGAAUUUCCCAAACUUCAUCUUCGUCCAAUGGAUUUCCUGACUACACCAGUUUUCAAUAAACAUCAUAGUGAAACUGCAAUGUUAAGGUACCUUCAUAAUCUUCAAUCGCGUGACUUGUCACUUGCUAAUUCCAUGAUCCCACUAGGUUCAUGUACAAUGAAACUAAAUAGCACUGUAGAAAUGAUGCCAAUAACUUGGCCCCAAUUUGCAAACAUUCACCCAUUUCAACCCAAGGAUCAAGUACUUGGCUAUCAAGAAAUGAUCAAGUCCCUAGAAGAAGAUUUACUUUCCAUUACGGGAUUUGAUGGGAUCUCAUUACAACCGAAUUCAGGAGCAUCUGGUGAAUACACAGGAUUAAGGGUGAUUAGGACGUACUUAGAAGACAAGGGAGAAUCUCAAAGAGAUGUCUGUUUAAUUCCAGUAUCAGCCCAUGGAACCAAUCCAGCUUCUGCAGCUAUGUGUGAUUUGAGAGUGGUACCCGUAAAUUGUUUAUCUAAUGGGUCAUUAGAUUUGGAUGAUUUGAAAUUAAAAGCUGAAAAAUAUAAGGAUUCAUUAGCAGCGGUAAUGAUUACUUAUCCCUCCACAUAUGGUUUAUUUGGCAACUUGGUAAAAGACGCAUUUGAUGUGGUUCAUUCGUUUGGUGGUCAAGUAUAUUUGGAUGGUGCCAAUAUGAACGCACAAGUUGGGUUAACAUCUCCUGGUGAUUUAGGUGCGGAUGUAUGCCAUUUAAACUUACAUAAAACAUUUGCCAUCCCUCACGGUGGUGGUGGGCCCGCUGGAGCUCCCAUCUGUGUAAGAAAACAUCUUGUGCCAUAUUUGCCAAGUCAUGACGUUGUUGAAAUGAUCACUGAUCCAAACCAGGGGAAUGGUAAGACAAAAUGUAUUGCUCCAGUAUCCUCUGCGCCUUAUGGUAAUGCCCUUGUCUUACCCAUCUCAUAUGCAUAUAUCAAAAUGAUGGGUACUGAGGCUUUACCAUUUGCCAGUGUGAUUGCCAUCCUGAACGCGAAUUAUAUGAUGACCCGUUUGAGAGAUCAUUAUAAGAUACUCUUUGUCAAUGAAGAUAAGUCAUACAAGCAUUGUGGUCAUGAAUUUAUUAUAGAUUUAAGAGAAUACAAGGAGAAGGGGAUUGAAGCCAUUGAUAUUGCUAAGAGAUUACAAGAUUAUGGAUUUCACGCCCCCACAUUAGCAUUCCCAGUUCCUGGCACUCUAAUGGUUGAACCCACAGAAUCGGAAAACUUGGAAGAACUCGACAGAUUCAUUGAUUCCAUGAUUUCCAUCAAGAGGGAGAUUGAUCUAUUGGUACAAGGGGAACCCGAAGGGCAAAUAUUGAAGAUGUCCCCUCACUCAUUACAAGAUUUAAUUACCUCCAAGGAUUGGGAAACUCGUGGAUACACCAGAGAACAGGCAGCAUACCCACUGCCCUUUUUGAAAGAUAGCAAGUUCUGGCCAGUGGUGGCGCGAGUGGACGAUAAGUAUGGUGACACCCAUUUGAUAUGUACCUGUCCCACCGUGGAGGAAAUGAGCCAGGAAUAG